Messenger RNA from Solanum pennellii, 1674 nucleotides. RefSeq names its product putative disease resistance RPP13-like protein 1. Bases 553 to 1674 code for a protein of 373 amino acids. NCBI's taxonomy places the organism in Eukaryota, Viridiplantae, Streptophyta, Magnoliopsida, Solanales, Solanaceae. Gene Ontology annotation, biological process: defense response to other organism. Gene Ontology annotation, molecular function: ADP binding. The record is from RefSeq and is a predicted model, not a curated record. The transcript is spliced from 3 exons.
UUAAAAUGCUAUACAUACGUUGAAAAAUGACAAUAACCAAUCAACAACAAUAGUAUAUCUCGUGUAAUUCUAUUAAGUGAAGUGUGUAGAGGAAAUAAUGUACAACAUCAUUUUGCAUAUUCACGACGAAACUAUAUAAGGCUGUUCUAUCACAUUGAUUUCAAGUUUGGUGUGAUUGCAUUUGAUAGAACUUACUGAGGCUUUCUCACUAUUUGGAUAUUAAGAGCAAUAGCUUUUGUGUUUGUCUGUAUAUAAAUCGAAAAAUUGUUACUAAAAACCUGACUAACCUAUACUUGUUUGUAACUGAUGUAGUCUAUCCCUCAGCCACACUCAGACUGUGUCGGAUCGAUGUCAAGUGGUGUUCAUUAUCUGCCUUGGGACACAAAAACUCACCAUUUGGAUUGAUGGUCACUUCAUCUGGAGAAAACAGAAGCUUAAGAGCCGCUUGAAAUGAGGUUGCAAAGUUAUCGGAACACCAGUUGCAGUUGUGCAUCUCCUUGCUUAUCUUCUUUGGUCAGGGUACUCGGGAUUCACCUCUAGCAAAUUUGAGAAAUGGAGAUUGGGUUAGCAGUUGGCGGUGCAUUUCUCUCUUCAGCUUUGAAUGUUCUCUUUGAUAGGCUUUCUCCUGACGGUGAUCUGCUCAACAUGUUCCGGAAGCAUAAAGAUCAUGUCAAGCUCUUAAAGAAGCUGAAAAUGACUUUGCGUGGUCUUCAGAUUGUGCUAAGUGAUGCAGAGAAUAAGCAGGCAUCAAAUCCAUCUAUGAGCGACUGUCUUAAUGAGCUUCGAGAUGCUGUCGACUCUGCUGAAAACAUACUUGAAGAAGUCAAUUAUGAAGCUUUGAGGCUUAAGGUGGAAGGCCAGCAUCAAAAUCUUGCAGAAACAAGCAACCAGCAAGUAAGUCACCUCAGCUUGUCCUUGAGUGAUGAAUUUUUUCUUAACAUAAAGGAUAAGUUGGAAGAAAAUAUUGAAACAUCGGAGGAGUUGCAAAAGCAAAUUGGUUGGCUUGACCUGAAAGCGCAUCUUGAAUCGGGUAAACAAGAAACUAGAAGACCUUCAACUUCUGUGGUUGAUGAAUCUGAUAUCUUUGGUAUGCAGAGUGAAACAAAGGAGUUACUUCAAGAAUUUGGCUUAAAGGUUGAUAACAAUCUGAAUCAACUUCAAGUCAAAUUGAAGGAGAGCUUUAAGGGAAAAAAGUUUCUUAUUGUCUUAGAUGAUGUAUGGAAUGAAAACUAUAAAGAGUGGGAUGACUUGAGAAAUCUUUUUGUACAAGGAGAUGUAGGAAGUAAGAUCAUUGUGACGACGCGUAAGGAGAGUGUUGCCUCGAUGAUGGGUUGUGGGGCAAUCAACGUGGGGACUCUGUCUAGUGAAGUCUCUUGGGAUCUAUUCAAGCGGCAUUCACUUGAAAAUAUGGAUCCUGAGGAACAUCCAGAACUUGAAGAGGUUGGAAUACAAAUUGCACACAAGUGCAAAGGAUUGCCUUUAGCUCUAAAGGCACUUGCUGGUAUUUUACGCUCCAAAUCAAAGGUGGACGAAUGGAGAGACAUUUUAAGAAGUAAAAUAUGGGAGCUGCAAAGUUGUUCGAAUGGAAUCUUACCAGCGUUGAUGUUGAGCUACAAUGAUCUUUGUCCAGAUUCUUUCUACUCUGACAAGAUUGAUAAUUUCAAAAUGCCCUGA